UCAUGUAGUUAUGAAUGCGGUGGCUGUGGAAUUACUUUCGCUUUCGAGCGCAUUUUCUGUGCGAGUGAAAGUGUGUAUGGGUCAGUCAGUGAAAGUGUGCUGAUGAAGAAACAUCUCUGACAGGUAUAAUGUAGACAUCAGCUCAAUCUGAAACUGAAGCUUCACGGUUAAGUUUAUGAACACAUUGACCUAUUAAAAUGCGAACGGACUGAAUGAAAAGGACCGGGAUGCCUUUUGCCCCUGGAAUUCGAUCUGUUCGUUUCACAGGAUUUUCAGUUGCGUUAAUGCUGUUAUCGACAUGCUCGUGCAGCGACCGCCCUGUCAUUAAAGUUAAUGCUAUGGUUGGAGAAGCAGCAGCUCUUCCCUGCAUGUGUCCUCCUGACUGGCCUCCGUAUCUGGUCUGGCAGAAAUCCAUCGGUGAUCAGGCACUCGUGGUUAAUUACUACAAAGAUGACGACCAAGAAGACAACCAAAUGGCACUCGAGUACAGGAACAGAACAGAGCUGAGGCUGAUAGGAAACUGUUCUCUUGUGAUUCAUAGUGUGUGGUCAUCAGACCAGGGACUGUACAUCUGUUACUAUAAGAAAAAACCUUUAAGGCAUGAAAAAAUCUAUCUGGAGGUCACAGCACAACAAGUACAAGGAAAAGAGUCAGAUGAACCUCAGAGCGUCCAGAGCACCAUUGUGAUUUCUUCAGUCUGCGGGUCUCUUGUCAUUUUGAUCACAAUUGCUGCAGCAUAUGUGGGAAUUACUUGCAGAAAUAGACAUCAGAUCAGAAGAACAUUCAUUGCAACAUCAAUGAGGAGCAUUUAACAGCUGUCAAUAAUAUAGUGACCUUUAUCACUGUUUUUUAGUGGCUUUUCAUGGAUGGUAGAACAUGCAACAAACAAAACAACAAAAUGCACACGCCUGAACACGCCAUGCAGUUCUUAUGUGGGUGACCCAUUUCACUUUUUGAUCCAGCACAAACAUUUUCUGACACUUCUCCACUAUCUGACUUAUUAAAAGGUUACAUCACCACUGGCAAGAGGGGUUUUUAAUAAAAGUUUGUUAUGCAGUAAAC
This is a messenger RNA of Sinocyclocheilus grahami, 1062 nucleotides long. RefSeq names its product myelin-oligodendrocyte glycoprotein-like. The coding region runs from base 213 to 812 and encodes 199 amino acids. Gene Ontology annotation, biological process: regulation of cytokine production; T cell receptor signaling pathway. Gene Ontology annotation, cellular component: external side of plasma membrane. The record is from RefSeq and is a predicted model, not a curated record. Lineage: Eukaryota; Metazoa; Chordata; Actinopteri; Cypriniformes; Cyprinidae. The transcript is spliced from 4 exons. Gene Ontology annotation, molecular function: signaling receptor binding.